AGUUUCCAUUGCCGAUCAGUGCGCAACCAUCCAGACCCUGUCUCUCGUCAUUGACCCUCGAUCGGAUGUCUGUUACGAAGUACAACCUUAUCUAUUGCUCUCUCCCUCAUCGGCAAUCGCCAAUUUCGCCAUCAAUUGCUGUGAGACUUGACUGAUUGUUGUAUCUUGUGGUCAUGGUCUGAGUUCUACCCUCCACCGUUCCCUUUCUCUUCUUACACACGCACCAAUGCGCCGAGCUUCCGGCUCGCCGUCUCCUUCAUCGGUAGUUAGCGGGAGAUACUCUUGAUCAUGAUAUCUGCGGUCGUGGAUUUCCUCCAGAAUGGUUGGGAUAAGCAGGGCCUAUGGAUAUUUGCUAUCCUCUUGAUCUCUGCUACAACACCCCACGCGCAUGCUCAGUUAACAGCCCCUACAUUAUCAACGAUAUCUUCAACCACCACACCUUUUGCAACGACCAUUGUUACGCCCAGUCCCACGACCACUGCUCCUCCUCCUCCUCAUUUAUCGAUAUUGACGACUCUCUCCACCACAUUUUUGAACACCAAUUCUACUUCCUCGAUAUCAACUAUCCGCGAGACUGACCAACCUCCCAGCCAACUGUUCCCACUGUCUAGUACAGAAACUCAGCCGAACUCAAACCAAGAGCGAAACGAGAGUGCGUUCAAUUACUACUUCUUGAUCCUUGCUGGCUUUGGAGCGGUCCUUGCGGUCGGAUUAUGGUGGAUUCGAAAACGGAGGAAAAGGCAAAAAGAGCAGAUGCGUCUCAGUGGUCAAACUGCUCUUGCAAGGGAUCUCGACGGUUGGGUCAACACACGGCGAUGGGUACAUGGUGCUUGGAGGCAUAAUCAAACAGUUGCUAUCAUUCGACGUGAGGAAGGACUUGACGAGAAUGGCGAGCCUCCACCCCCAUAUCAUUCUGAUGCCAGCGCGUCUGUCCCAUCUAACAGACAAUGCGUCAUACAACAGACUUCGUCUGAGUUACCAGUCCCACUUCGAACUAUCUCAAGAGAAGACAUAGCCAGAGCAGGACCACCGGCGUAUCCUGUGUUGGAACAUCAUGGCCAGAAUUCUACUGUUACUUCAGAUUCAAUGGCCGACCCUGGUAUGCCUUCUAGCAGUCUUCGAUCCGUGGAAUCCAGGGUUCGUGCGGACACAAUCCACGGUGGAGCAACAUGACACGACGGGUUGCCGGUAAAUCGCCUCUUUCAAUUUUGCAAAUACUGCCUCUGGCUCUUUUGAGUGGACCCAGUACCGUACAGUGACUAGCCGCCGAUGGUAGAAGGUACGCAUGUAGAGAUCACUCUACUGAAGAGAACGCACAGCUCUUUUGUGACUUAA
Messenger RNA from Aaosphaeria arxii CBS 175.79, 1335 nucleotides. RefSeq lists its product as uncharacterized. Lineage: Eukaryota; Fungi; Ascomycota; Dothideomycetes; Pleosporales. Bases 289 to 1173 code for a protein of 294 amino acids. The record is from RefSeq and is a predicted model, not a curated record. The transcript has a single exon.